Ilex paraguariensis (yerba mate) is the source of this 1080-nucleotide messenger RNA. NCBI's taxonomy places the organism in Eukaryota, Viridiplantae, Streptophyta, Magnoliopsida, Aquifoliales, Aquifoliaceae. The record is from the annotation of a GenBank genome assembly.
AUGUUGACUGUUCCAGGUUAUGAUGUAGCUGGUGUGGUGGUCAAGGUGGGAAGCCAAGUGAAACAUCUCAAGGAAGGAGACGAAGUGUAUGGAGAUAUAAAUGAGGAAGCUUUGAACAACCCCAAACAGUUUGGUUCUCUGGCUGAGUACACUGCCGUUGAAGAGAAGCUAUUGGCUCUAAAACCUAAGAAUCUUAGUUUCGCUGAAGCCGCUAGCCUUGCACUUGCCAUUGAGACUGCUAAUGAGGGCCUCAAACGCGCCGGACUUUCAACUGGUAAAUCUAUCCUUGUUUUAGGUGGUGCUGGUGGAGUUGGAACUCUGGUAAUUCAGACUGUUCCAGGUUAUGAUGUAGCUGGUGUGGUGGUCAAGGUGGGAAGCCAAGUGAAACAUCUCAAGGAAGGAGACGAAGUGUAUGGGGAUAUAAAUGAGGAAGCUUUGAACAACCCCAAACAGUUUGGUUCUCUGGCUGAGUACACUGCCGUUGAAGAGAAGCUAUUGGCUCUAAAACCUAAGAAUCUUAGUUUCGCUGAAGCCGCUAGCCUUGCACUUGCCAUUGAGACUGCUAAUGAGGGCCUCAAACGCGCCGGACUUUCAACUGGUAAAUCUAUCCUUGUUUUAGGUGGUGCUGGUGGAGUUGGAACUCUGGUAAUUCAGCUAGCAAAACAUGUAUUUGGUGCAUCAAAAAUUGCAGCUACUUCCAGCUCUGGAAAAUUGGAGUUGUUGAAGAGUUUGGGAGCUGAUUUGGCCAUUGAUUACAAUAAGGAGAACUUUGGAGAUCUGCCAGACAAAUUUGAUGUGGUAUAUGAUGCCGUUGGGCAGUGCGAUAAGGCGGUGAAGGCAGUGAAAGAAGGCGGAAGCGUGGUGGCAAUAAUCGGUGCAGUCACUCCACCUGCUUUCAUAUUUGUAGUUACAUCAAAUGGAUCUGUCUUAGAGAAACUAAACCCUUUCUUGGAGAGUGGCAAGGUGAAGGCAGUGAUAGACCCUAAAGGCCCAUUCCCAUUCUAUCAGACCGUUGAAGCAUUUUCUCAUCUCGAAACUGGCAGAGCUAUUGGUAAAGUGGUGAUAUAUCCAGUCCCCUGA